AUGUUAGCUUUUGCCUUUGUAACGGCUGCUAGAAGACUCUGCCCAUACAUUCAAGCCCACACAAUAAGGGUGUUUACGGAGAGCCCAUUAGUGAAAAGCCUAAGAAAACCUAAUAGCUCAGGAAGAUUGGUAGUGUGGUUGAUUGAGUUAAGUAAGUUCGAUUUGGAAUAUGUGCCAAGAAAGGCAGUAAAGGGGCAAGCAAUGGCAGAGCUUUCAGGCUUCCCUCAAGAUGACACAGUAGCUCUAAUGGGAAGGCCAUGGAUACCAAAGGUGGACAACAAAGUGGCAGAUAAGUUGGCGCAUAUAGCAUCAGGAAUGGAUGAGGCACCUUUCCCAUGGCAAGUGGAAAGAAGAAUCAUCGAGAUCUUGACCAUCAAGAAAGAAGUGGGUGUCCCAGGCUCCAAUAUCCUAGAUUGGGAAAUUAGUGUGGUCGAAUACCUAGAAGAAGGAAAGUUACUAGAGAAAAAGGAGGAGGCAAGGGGGGUAAGGAGAAAGGCGGCAAGGAAGACCUUAGCUAGGAAGGUGGUAAGGGCAGGAUACUACCAGCCUAAUGCAUUAAGGGAUGCUUUAGAAUUCACUAAGAGAUGUGUUAAGUACCAAACGUACGAGCUAGUGUUGCACGCCCCUCUAGAGAGAUUAACAUCUAUAAUAGCACCACGACCCAUUACAAUAUGGAGCGUCGAUCUGGUUGGACCGUUCCCAACAGGGAGAGGCAGAGUAAAGUUCAUGGUUGUCACAAAGUGGGCAGAGGCAGAGCCACUGGCAAGCAUGACAAGCAAGACUGUGACUAGAGAAUGGUGUACAGAGUUGAAGAUUAAGGUGAAGUACUCAUCACUAGGUCACCCUCAAGCAAACGGGCAAGUAGAAGCGACAAACAAGGCAUUACUCUCAAUUAUGAAGAAGAGGGACACAGAGAAAAAGGGAGAGUGGGCAGACGAGCUGCUAGGGAAUGAUAAGAAAAUAGAGGAGUACCUUGAUUUAGUGGAAGAAGAAAGGGAAAUAGCGAAAGCUAGAAUGUUGCAAGAAAAAGCUAAAGCCAAGCAAUACUUCAACAAAAGGGUAAAGCUCAGGACUUUUAAGGUGGGAAAUCUGGUCUUGAAGAGAAGCGAGGUGACUACCCAAGAUGAAGGGAAGAUGGGAACCCAGUGGGAAGGGCCUUUCUUGGUGGUAGCAAAUAACAGACUUGGGUUGUACCGUUUGAAAGACAAUCGAGGAAAGGAGCUGCCACACCCAUGGAAUGUAGAGCAGCUAAGGAAAUUUUAUCAGUAG
Molecule: messenger RNA, 1269 nt
Organism: Carya illinoinensis
Lineage: Eukaryota; Viridiplantae; Streptophyta; Magnoliopsida; Fagales; Juglandaceae
Exons: 5
Coding region: 1-1269 (422 amino acids)
Molecular function (GO): nucleic acid binding
Source: RefSeq, a predicted model, not a curated record